Molecule: messenger RNA, 3377 nt
Organism: Pipistrellus kuhlii (Kuhl's pipistrelle)
Lineage: Eukaryota; Metazoa; Chordata; Mammalia; Chiroptera; Vespertilionidae
Gene: GALNT7
Product: polypeptide N-acetylgalactosaminyltransferase 7
Exons: 13
Coding region: 81-2237 (718 amino acids)
Cellular component (GO): Golgi apparatus
Source: RefSeq, a predicted model, not a curated record
GGAGGGGGAAGGAGGGAGGGGAGAGCAGCGGCGGCGGCGGCGGCUGCGCCCGGCUGUGUGUCUCCAGCCGCCGGAGGAAGAUGAGGCUGAAGAUCGGGUUCAUCUUACGCAGUUUGCUGCUGGUGGGGAGCUUCCUGGGGCUGGUGGUCCUCUGGUCCUCCUUGUCCCCGCGCCUGGACGACCCGAGCCCGCUGAGCAGGAUGAGGGAAGACAGAGAUGUCAAUAACCCCAUGCCUAACCGAGGAGGCAAUGGACUAGUUCCUGGGGAUGACAGAUUCAAACCUGUGGUACCCUGGCCUCAUGUUGAAGGAGUAGAAGUGGACUUAGAAUCUAUUAGAAGAAAAAACAAGGCCAAAAAUGAACACGAGCACCAUGCUGGAGGAGAGAACCAGAGAGACGUAAUGCAGAGGCAGUAUCUCACUUUUAAGCCUCAGACAUUCACCUACCGGGAUCCUGUGCUACGCCCCGGGAUCCUCGGUAACUUUGAACCCAAAGAACCUGAGCCUCAUGGAGUGGUUGGUGGCCAUGGAGAGAAUGCCAAGCCAUUGGUUUUGGGACCAGAACUCAAACAUGCAGUUCAAGCCAGCAUUAAAGAGUUUGGAUUUAACAUGGUGGCAAGUGACAUGAUCUCCCUGGACCGCAGCGUCAAUGACCUCCGGCAAGAAGAGUGCAAGUAUUGGCAUUACGAUGAAAACCUGCUCGUUUCCAGCGUUGUCAUUGUCUUCCAUAAUGAAGGCUGGUCAACUCUCAUGAGAACAGUCCACAGUGUCAUUAAAAGGACUCCGAGGAAAUAUUUAGCAGAAAUUGUAUUAAUUGAUGAUUUCAGCAAUAAAGAACACUUAAAAAAACAACUGGAUGACUAUAUUAAGCAGUGGAAUGGCCUAGUAAAGGUAUUUCGAAAUGAGAGAAGAGAAGGUUUAAUUCAAGCACGAAGUAUUGGUGCCCAGAAGGCUAAACUUGGGCAGGUUUUGAUAUACCUUGAUGCCCACUGUGAGGUGGCAGUUAACUGGUAUGCACCACUUGUAGCUCCCAUUUCUAAGGACAGAACUACAUGUACUGUGCCUCUAAUAGAUUACAUAGAUGGGAAUGAUUAUUCCAUUGAACCACAGCAAGGUGGGGAUGAAGAUGGUUUUGCCAGAGGGGCCUGGGACUGGAGUUUACUAUGGAAACGUAUUCCUCUAAGCCACAAGGAAAAGGCCAAAAGAAAACAUAAAACUGAACCUUAUCGAACCACUUGCACUGUGCCGAUUAUAGAUGUCAUAAAUGGCAACACAUACAAAAUUGUGCCCCAAGGGGGUGGUGACGAAGAUGGGUAUGCCCGAGGAGCAUGGGAUUGGAGUAUGCUCUGGAAACGGGUGCCUCUGACCCCUCAAGAGAAGAGAAUCAGAAAGACAAAAACUGAACCAUAUCGGUCCCCAGCCAUGGCUGGUGGGUUAUUUGCCAUUGAACGAGAAUUCUUCUUUGAACUGGGUCUGUAUGAUCCUGGUCUCCAAAUCUGGGGUGGUGAAAACUUUGAGAUCUCGUACAAGAUAUGGCAGUGUGGCGGCAAAUUACUGUUUACCCCUUGUUCUCGUGUGGGACAUAUCUACCGUCUUGAGGGCUGGCAAGGGAAUCCUCCGCCCAUUAAUGUUGGGUCUUCUCCAACUAUGAAGAAUUAUGUUAGAGUUGUUGAGGUCUGGUGGGAUGAAUAUAAAGACUACUUCUAUGCCAGUCGUCCUGAAUCCAAGGCGUUAGCAUAUGGGGAUAUCUCUGAGCUAAAAAAAUUUCGAGAAGAUCACAACUGCAAAAGUUUCAAAUGGUUCAUGGAAGAGAUUGCUUAUGAUAUCACCUCACACUACCCUUUGCCACCCAAAAACAUUGAGUGGGGAGAAAUCAGAGGCUUUGAAUCUGCUUACUGCAUCGAUAGCAUGGGAAGGACGAAUGGAGGCUUUGUUGAACUAGGACCCUGCCACAGGAUGGGAGGGAACCAGCUUUUCCGAAUCAAUGAAGCAAAUCAACUCAUGCAGUAUGACCAGUGUUUGACAAAGGGGCCUGAUGGAUCAAAAAUCAUGAUUACACACUGCAACCUGAAUGAAUAUAAGGAAUGGCAGUACUUCAAGAACCUGCACAGGUUUACUCACAUUCCUUCUGGCAAGUGCUUAGACCGCUCGGAUGUCCUCCAUCAAGUGUUCCUCUCCAAUUGUGACUCCAGUAAAAUGACUCAGAAGUGGGAAAUGAAUAACAUCCAUAGUGUUUAAAAAGAAUAAAAGAAACCAAUAACCUACCUACUGACACACAAAUUUUCACAGGACUGAAAACCGCCUGAAACCUGCUGCAACUAUUAAUAACUCUGUACAGCUCCAAACCCAGCACCUCCUGAUCGGUUUGAAGGACAUUGAUAAACUGUGAUUUUACAAUAACAUUGUCAUCUGCAGUUACUGUUUACAAAACUGCUUUUACCUUAAACUUUAUAGAUGUUUACAUCUUUUUGUUUUGUUUUGUUUUAAGAUGAUGUUGGUAAUUUGUGCAUUUAUAUCUGUUCAGAACAGAGCUAAAAGCACCGUUGUCUUCUUUGGGAUUACACUCAGGGGUCUGACAGGCAGUUUGAUUUUUUAUUUUUUUUUUAACACACUUGAAAAAGGUUGAAGUAACCAGACUUUCAUAUAUAACUUGGUAAUUAUCAACCUGUUGUGUCUUUAUUUAAUUUUACAUCUUUUUGAAGCACUGCCACAGGUUAUUAGCCAAGGUGGCCUUCCUUCACAGUCAUGCUGCUUUUUUGAAAGGUGAAUUUCAACACAUUUAGUGCCUCUUUCAUUUUCUCAGUAUAUAUUUCAAGAGCUUUCAGAGAUAUAUAGGAUGGUAAUGACGGAAUGGUCACCAGUAAAUACUUUUACUACCAAGAAAUGAAUUUAUGUGCUACCAUUUGCUCUGAGAUCGAAUGUUGUAUGGCUUGAAAGAAAUAACAACAUGAAAUCCCAAAGAAUUCUCAUAGGAAUUGAAGAUUGUGUGGCAUUAAGUUCCCUACUUGCUGGCAUUCCCACUGCCCCCUGUUAAUACCAACUCCUAAACAGCAGAAGGGCCUGCCAACUAGAGAAAAUUUGACCAUUGACUUCUGGAAUUUACUUUCCCCCAAUACCUGUCAUUUUAGAAAACUAUAAUUCUCAGUUUCAAAUCUUAAAAUGGGGUGGGGGGAGGUAACAAAAACAACAAAACACUGCUGUAAACAAACAUCAAAGGUUCAUUCUAAAGAAAGAAUUUUCAAGACCUUGUUAAAUUAAGCCUUACAAAGCUCCUGUGCAUUAUAACCUAAGCUGUGCAACCUUUCAAGCCAAGAGUGAAUGGAUGUUUUAUUUAUAUCUCCAUCCAAAUGAAAUUCCCUGCACAUUUUUUAAAAAUUU